This is a messenger RNA of Lindgomyces ingoldianus, 1442 nucleotides long. RefSeq lists its product as uncharacterized. Bases 402 to 1442 code for a protein of 346 amino acids. Lineage: Eukaryota; Fungi; Ascomycota; Dothideomycetes; Pleosporales; Lindgomycetaceae. The record is from RefSeq and is a predicted model, not a curated record. The transcript has a single exon.
GCGUCCUGUGGAAUUGAAUGUACCCUUAGGGCGGCCAAAUUAGACUAAAUACGGUCUACUCAAGAGUUGGUUUGACGAUUUCCUGUCUUCAAUUGCCGACAACAAUCUACAGCAGUCAAUGGCCAAUACCAUCAGCGGCACAAGCGAAACAAUCCAAUCACCUGUUCCUCCCAUCCAAUCCUGUGGACAACCCGUGGGAAUCCAUCGGACUGUUGAGUUAUUCUCAAGCCAACCGGCAGAAGUGAAAGUGAGAGAAUAGCCUUGGCACUGGUUAUCACUUUCGGACCCCCCCAAAAAUUGCGUCUAUGAACUGUCCAGUUGUUUCACCCACCUCAAGUUAGCUCCCUUCACUACAUAAAUCUGACUUUUGUCACCAACUCCACUCCCUUUAAGCACUAGCAAUGUUAGGACAACAAGGACGACCUCCCAGUCAAAGACAGUUCCAAAACCAAGGGCAAACGCCAAGUCAAGGACCCCAACCCAGCCAGCAAGGGUCACCAAAUCCUAGAGACCUUCAGCUCCCCAAUCAGCUGGAACACCUCUGGGGAGGUUUCGACUUAACUGACGAGCAACGGAGGGAUCGAUAUAUUAGGGAGAUCCGAGCUUUCCAAGAGGCCCAUAACGCCGUCUACAGCGAGCGGACGCGCAAUCCACCUCCACCAUACUACCCAAACCAUUUCGGAGGUCCUAGCGCUCUCCAACGCCCCAACGUCCCCCAAGCCAACACUCCCCAAACCAACCCACAAAGUGCUGCACCUGCCAACAUGGACCCAGAGAGCUCUGACGAGGGCAGUGAUGCCGGAGCUGAGCAGCAACAGGAACAGAAGAACAACGAUACCUUCACCCUCGAUGUUAACUCCUCCCUCCGAGUCCGCGGUCACGGAAGCAUUAUCGGCUUCACGCCCGUCAACCCUGCUGAGGUUGCCCGAGACACUAUUCGGGUGUUAAAUCAGAGCGGUUAUCUCGCAGCCAACCGAAAUGAAGAAGGGCAGAACCAUCGGCCUCGCAACCUCAACAUUAACAUCAACAGUGGGGUCACGGUGGUUGGAGACAAGAAUAUCGUUGGGAGCGGACUCGAGGAAGUAGCGAGACAGGCGCGCGUUCAGAGUGAACGAGGUCAAUUACCGCAGAGGGCGGAUGGACAACCCAAGAGGCAGAUUAUCGACGGUGUGCUACAGCCUCCAGGCGGAAAUGGACAGCAGGCUGAGCCAAUGCAAGGCCAAUGCCAAGGACAAAACAAUGCGCAAGGGCCAAGAGGUCAAGGCCCGGGUCCUCGUCCGGUCGUGGGUUCUGGUCAAGGGCCGUGGCCUCUCGAUCCAAGAAGCCCAACCCGUGCCGCGAGCGCAACGCCAGGUAUUAGUGUUCCACGAGCAAAUCUAACGCAGGAACGGGAUAAUGCUAACAGAAAUGGAGCUCAUUCGAAGUCUGAAAAGCCAAACUAG